Molecule: messenger RNA, 1377 nt
Organism: Lodderomyces orthopsilosis Co 90-125
Lineage: Eukaryota; Fungi; Ascomycota; Pichiomycetes; Serinales; Debaryomycetaceae
Gene: BUD22
Product: Bud22p
Exons: 1
Coding region: 1-1377 (458 amino acids)
Biological process (GO): maturation of SSU-rRNA
Cellular component (GO): 90S preribosome; nucleus
Source: RefSeq, a predicted model, not a curated record
AUGAAACACACCAAUCAAAUGUGGAAGUUGGACUUACUAGAGGCAAGGUUUGAAGAUGCUCCUCCAAGGUAUCCUCACACCAAGAAAUUGCUUUUUGCAUUGAACCAUAAGAACAAGUUAGCCAAGAAACUACCGACAAACAAGGAAGAAGCGAAAGAAGAAAUCAAGGCACUAAAAGCUCAAUAUUUCGAACAGAAAUACCAUUCAGCAUACAACAAGUUAGAAAAGGAGGUUAAAAGAUUUGUCAAGCAGAAGCAAACUCCUGAUGUGUUUGAACAGGAUGACUUUCUACAACAAUUGAUAACUGCAAAAUUGAUCAAAUGUAUAGUAUCAACCAUUUUAUUAAACAAACAAUUGAAAACAAACCCACCUGAGUACAUCCCCGAAAAUAUUAGAGGGCAUGUCUUAGAUAAGUCCAGCCCUUUUAAUCCUUCCCACUUUUUUGUUCAAUAUUGUCAAAAUUCCAAAGAGGUAAAUAACUGUUGCUCAAACCUUUGGAAUAGUAAAGCUGUUAAAUCAACCGUGAAUGAUAUAGAAUGGAGUUUCAAGAUGGUCAGGGGUAACUUGUUAAAGCAGGAUUUUGAAGAAAGGAAAAAGCAGGCCGGAAGAGUUGUCAAUGAAGAAGACAGUGAUGAAGAGGAUAACUCGUCGGAGGGAAGCUCAGAGGAGUCGACAAAUGAAUCUGCGGAUGAGCUGGCAGAUGAGGAGCAACUAUCUGCUUUUGAUGGAAUGGUGGCAGCUUCUGACCAGGAAGAUGAGCAAGAUGAAAAUGGUCUCGACCCUAAUGUUAAUUAUAACGAAGUAACUGACGAGGAGCCGUCGGAGGGAGUAAGUGACAACUCAAGUUCAGACCUGGACUUAGGUGAUGACUUUUUCGAAGAAGAGCCACCAAAAAAGAAAUUAAAGACCAAUGGUGAGGAGGACUACAACUUACCCGAAUUAGCCCAAGGAUACUAUUCAGGAGGCUCUGAUGAUGAAAGUGAUGACAUCGACAACGAUGAAGUAGUAAAGUCUAUCACCCAACAACGAAAAAACCGAAGAGGCCAAAGAGCUAGACAAAAGAUAUGGGCACAGAAAUACGGUAAAGAAGCGAAGCAUAUUGUCAAAAACAGAGAACGAAUUCAUAGUGAACGAGAAACUAGACAACGUGAAUACGAAGAGAGACAAAGAAAGAGAGAAUUGAAAGCAAAAUUGUUGGCUGAGAAACAGCAGCCCACCGGUGCUAACACUGAACCUUUAGGAGAACGUAAACCAAGAGCACUGGUUACCUCUCCUGUUGAAGACAAGAAAAUUCAUCCAUCGUGGGAAGCGAAGAAAUUAGCCGAAGAGAAGCUAAAAAACGUCAAGUUCCAAGGUAAGAAAAUCACUUUUGAUUAA